This is a messenger RNA of Arctia plantaginis, 441 nucleotides long. Lineage: Eukaryota; Metazoa; Arthropoda; Insecta; Lepidoptera; Erebidae. The record is from the annotation of a GenBank genome assembly.
AUGGCGUUUAGGUGGUUAGGAUGGCAGCUCGGUUUCUUCGAAUGGCAACGAGGGUGCGCGAGGGGCGCGGGGGGCGCGUGGGGCGCGUGGGGCGCGCCGGCGCUGCGGGGCGGAGCGUCAGUUCACCGAGUAGAAGGGGCCUGGCGCUGCGGCCGGCGGCUGCGGCUGCUUGCGGUGGUAGAUGGACUUGUGGUUGCGGAGACUGUUCAGACUCGAGUAAACCCGCCGGCAAAUGUUACACACGGGCUCUCGGGACGGUCUCAUGUGAACGUUUUGGAUGUGCCGCUUGAGCCGCGUCAGCGACGAGAGGCUCUUGUUACAAGGCUCACAUCUGUAAUCUUCUUGGGGGGUGCGUGCGCCACCUGCAUGGUCACAACACAAGCGGUUAGCCCCGUCGUUGCUCCGGUCGCGAAUAAUGCACUCUCGUAUCGUAGCCUCUGA